Molecule: messenger RNA, 522 nt
Organism: Xenopus laevis (African clawed frog)
Lineage: Eukaryota; Metazoa; Chordata; Amphibia; Anura; Pipidae
Gene: msgn1.S
Product: mesogenin 1 S homeolog
Biological process (GO): regulation of transcription by RNA polymerase II; mesoderm formation
Cellular component (GO): nucleus
Molecular function (GO): DNA-binding transcription factor activity, RNA polymerase II-specific; RNA polymerase II cis-regulatory region sequence-specific DNA binding; DNA-binding transcription factor activity
Source: RefSeq, marked provisional
AUGGAGACUCUGCACCAUCCCUUGGUAAAAAUGGAAGAGGACUAUGCCUUGAACUCCGACUGUGAACCGAAUUCUUCUUACAUGGCCCGCACCUGGGAUUGGAAAAGUCAUGAUGAGAGCUACUCACUUAGCCAGACUCCAUCACCACAGAGUUUGUCUCCUUCAGCCUCUUAUGAGUCUCCUUAUUCCUCCAGCCCACACACUGGACAAGGUCUGGAGGAGAUGCCAUUCAGCUACAGCUUGUUACAGUAUCCUACACUUUGCCAUGGAGACAAUAGAGACCUCACCAAGAAGGAUCAUGGGCAUAAAACUUCAAUGACAACUCAACGUAGGAGAAAAGCCAGUGAGAGGGAGAAGUUACGCAUGAGGUCAAUCGCUGAGGCCCUUCAUACCCUCCGGAACAAUUUACCUCCAAUGUACAGUGAAGGGAGGCAGCCCCUCACCAAGAUCCAAACCUUGAAGUGCACCAUCAGCUACAUCAGUGAACUCACCAACCUUCUCCAGUGCUCCAAGAGAGCGUGA